UGCGCAGAAGGGGCCGCAGAGGAGCCAGAGCGGGCCUGGAUUCAGAGCCGGAACCGGAGCCGGAGUCGGAGUGGGGUUGGGGCAGGCGGGCACCAUGCUGUCACCCGAGGCGGAGCGGGUGCUGCGGUACCUGGUGGAAGUGGAGGAGCUCGCCGAGGCGGUGCUGGCGGACAAGCGGCAGAUUGUGGACCUAGACACCAAGAGGAAUCAGAACCGAGAGGGCCUGAGGGCCCUGCAGAAAGAGCUCAGCGUCUCUGAAGAUGUGAUGGUUUGCUUUGGGAACAUGUUUAUCAAGAUGCCUCACCCUCAGACGAAGGAAAUGAUUGAGAAAGAUCAGGAUCAUCUGGAUAAAGAAAUAGAGAGACUCCGGAAACAACUUAAAGUGAAGGUCAACCGCCUCCUUGAGGCCCAAGGCAAACCGGAGCUGAAGGGUUUUAACCUGACCCCCCUCAACCAGGAUGAACUUAAAGCUCUCAAGGUCAUCUUGAAAGGAUGAAAUUCAAGAACCAAGAUAAGGGGCCUGAAACCAGCACCCCCUGGGAUCAUGUAGGACCCAGAACUCUCCAGCUUUGAAACCUGCAAGGACAGGAUCUACCCUGCAAGGCCUCAGGCAUCAGCAACCUGGCCAUGGCUCCUGUUUGCAGCCUCU
This is a messenger RNA of Myotis brandtii (Brandt's bat), 649 nucleotides long. RefSeq names its product p53 and DNA damage-regulated protein 1. Gene Ontology annotation, cellular component: prefoldin complex. NCBI's taxonomy places the organism in Eukaryota, Metazoa, Chordata, Mammalia, Chiroptera, Vespertilionidae. The record is from RefSeq and is a predicted model, not a curated record. The transcript has a single exon. The coding region runs from base 95 to 496 and encodes 133 amino acids. Gene Ontology annotation, biological process: protein folding.